Molecule: messenger RNA, 2432 nt
Organism: Macadamia integrifolia
Lineage: Eukaryota; Viridiplantae; Streptophyta; Magnoliopsida; Proteales; Proteaceae
Product: protein DETOXIFICATION 16-like
Exons: 8
Coding region: 740-2206 (488 amino acids)
Biological process (GO): xenobiotic detoxification by transmembrane export across the plasma membrane
Cellular component (GO): membrane
Molecular function (GO): antiporter activity; xenobiotic transmembrane transporter activity
Source: RefSeq, a predicted model, not a curated record
UCAGAAGAGAUCAUGAGAGAAGACCAGUAUUACGAGACCUUCAAGAAGCUUUUCCUGAUGCAAGGUGUGUUACAUAUCACCACAGGCUAAAAUUUCUCUGAAAUUUCAGAAAAGAAAUCACGAUUUUAGAGAUUUCAUUUUUGCUGCAACCCUCCAUUACUCUUACAGAUUUCAAAAUAUUAAAUUGAAUUUACGUGGGUCAUGCCUAGAAGAUUUCCAAAUUCAGAGAAUCUGGAGUGAUGUUGAGUCCUCAUUCCAUAUUCACUCAUAGAAUAUGAGGAUAAGGGCUAUUGAAUAUUAUCUUUGCGUCUUUGAUUGAGACUGAACGGCCUUCCUCGCCAUACACUCCCAAACCAAAUUGCUCCAAUCUCCUCUUUUUUUUUCCAAUCUUUCAGUUCACUCCUCCCAACUCUUUCCUGUGGGGACUCCCCACUGAGUUCUGAGAACGGGACAAGAUCUGCCCUCCUAUAAUUUGUGCUUUAGUUCCUUGGGUGACACUUCAAUUUGAGUGACCAAAAUGUCCAUGGCCUCACAAUCUAUCUUCCAUGGCAAAAUGUCAUUUUCCUUCAGUUUGUCAAAAUAAACAUGAGGAAGUAGAGCCGAAAGCAGUCCUAAUGGAUGUGACUUUCAAGUCAUUUUAAUAUUCCAAUAUCUUUAAAAAAAUGUUUGCUCAGUUCUUUAAUGGUGGGUGUUUGCGUGGGUGGGCUGUGAGGUUGUGAGGCUGUGAGAGAGGAGAAAGAUGGAGAGAGAAGAGCAAAAGAGAGGUCUUGAAUCCCCUCUAAUUCCAGUAUCUGAUGGAAAUGAAGUUGGGUUAGAUAAUGGUGUUUUGAGAUCAGAGAUUGUUGAGGAAGUGAAGAAGCAGUUGUAUUUAGCAGGGCCUUUGGUAUUAGUGAAUCUCUUACAGUUCUGUUUACAGAUGAUAUCAGUCAUGUUUGUUGGUCAUCUUGGGGAGUUAGCUCUCUCAGGUGCUUCCAUGGCCACUUCUUUUGCAUCAGUCACUGGUUUCAGCUUGUUGAGGGGAAUGGGAAGUGCAAUAGAGACCUUAUGCGGCCAGUCUUACGGAGCGAAACAGUACCAUCAGCUUGGCGUACAUAUGCAGAGGGCCAUGUUGGUUCUUAUGCUUGUUAGUAUUCCGCUCACUUUCAUCUGGGCUUACACUGGGGGAAUACUUGUAGCUCUGGGGCAAGAUCCAGAGAUAUCAGCAGAGGCAGGACUCUAUGCUCGUUACAUGAUCCCCAGUAUUUUCGCUUAUGGCCUCCUUCAGUGUCAAGUCAGAUUUCUGCAAUCACAAAAUGUUGUUGUCCCAAUGAUGAUAAGCUCUGGAAUUACUACUCUACUGCACAUCCUUGUUUGUUGGGUUCUAGUGUUCAAAUCUGGCCUUGGUAAUAAAGGUGCUGCUUUGGCAAAUGCCUUCUCUUACUGGAUCAAUGUGUUGCUGUUAGUAAUUUAUAUCAAGUUCUCUCCUGCCUGCAAGAGGACUUGGACUGGAUUUUCAAAGGAGGCACUGCAUGGUAUUCUCAAAUUUUUACGGCUUGCAAUUCCUUCAGCAGGAAUGAUGUGCUUAGAGAUCUGGUCAUUUGAGAUGGUUGUUCUCCUCUCUGGUCUUCUUCCUAAUCCAAGGCUAGAAACUUCAGUCUUGUCAAUCAGCCUUAACACAUGUGCAUUAUUCUAUAUGAUACCCCUGGGGCUUAGUGGAGCAACAAGCACAAGAGUUUCAAAUGAAUUGGGUGCUGGGUGUGCGAAAGCUGCACGCUUAGCCGUAUUUGUUUCCCUCCUCAUUGUCAUUACUGAAGGCAUUUCAGUGGGCUCUAUCAUGUUCUUGAUCCGUAGAUGGUGGGGUUACUGUUACAGCAGUGAAGAAGAAGUAGUGGACUAUGUAGCAACAAUUAUGCCACUGCUUGCUACAGCCUACUUAAUUGAUGGCCUCCAAUCUGUGCUUUCAGGAGCUGCUAGAGGAUGUGGUUGGCAAAAGAUUGGUGCUUUUGUCAAUUUGGGAGCUUAUUAUCUUGUGGGCUUUCCUUCAGCUAUUUUAUUUGCAUUCAUCUUUCAUGUUGGAGGAAAGGGACUCUGGUUCGGGAUCAUGUGCGGACUAUUUGUGCAGAUGUUAUUGCUUCUAAUCAUAACUUUACGCACUAAUUGGGAGCAAGAAGCAAAAAAGGCUGCAGAAAGAGUCUACAGCUCCAUCAUCCCUACAAUUACAGUAUGAUGAAGCUAACUUAAGAAAAUUUAUGGCAAAGAUAGUCAAGAUUGGAUUCAUGGUACAGUUUUGAUGACCAAGAUGGUACCAGAUUAAAUGCAACUCCAGGAUUCUAGUGUAUAUAUCUACUGAAGUACUCAGAUUUUCUGCUAUUGUAUUUUUCCAUAAUAUUUCUGUCUUAUCAUUUUCCAUAACUUUUAAAUUGGGAAUUAGUGAUUUGCAUUCUUCUUUCUCA